CUUAUAGGAGGCAGAACAUUAAAUUUCACUUCUGGGGGAAAAAUAGUGGUCCGAAUGCUGAUUGCCGAAAGAUAAGCAGUGUCAAGGUCGCUAGCAGAAGAAAAACAAAUAUGGCGCUGUUUGAUAAGGAGAAGUUUGAAAAAGAUGGUUAUAUUGUUAUAGACGAUUUUUUAAGUGAGGAAGAUAUUACAGCUCUACGAUCAGAAUGUUGGAACAUGAUAGAAGAAAUGAAGCCAGAGGAACACUGUCCUUCUGUAUUUAAUACCACAGAUCCUAAAAAACAUUUGAGUAAUGAUUACUUUAUGACUAGUGGUGAUAAAAUUAGAUUUUUCUUUGAAGAAGGAGCAAUUGAUGACAAAGGAAAAUUACUGGUAGAUAAACAGCGAUCUAUAAAUAAAAUGGGACAUGCCUUCCAUGCUCUAAAUCCUGUUUAUAAAAGAGUCACAUUUAGUGAAAAAGUCAAGAAUAUUAUGAAAAGUUUAAAUCUUGUAGAUCCAGUUGUAUGUCAAAGCAUGUAUAUCUUUAAGCAACCCGGUAUUGGAGGCGAAGUGACCCCUCAUCAAGACAAUACUUUCUUAUAUACUGAACCAAUGAAGUUAUAUGGAUUGUGGAUUGCUUUAGAAGAUGCUACAAUAGAAAAUGGUUGUCUUUGGUUUAUACCAGGCUCUCAUAAAAAUGGUUUAUAUGGUAACCGACGUAUGAUACGAAAUCCUGAUACAACUCCUGGUCAACCACAUAUUGUAUUUACCGGUGAUGUAACCACAUUCAAUGAUGAUCAGUUUAUACCAGUUCCAGUUAAAAAAGGUAGUUGUGUUGUAUUACAUGGCGAGGUUGUUCAUAAAAGUCUCCACAAUAAAUCAGAAAAAUCUCGACAUAUUUACACAUUCCAUGUGUUCGAUAAGAAAGACACAGUUUACAGUCCUCAAAACUGGUUACAAGAAACUGAAGCUCUACCUUUUCCGUCUGUCUACAAUUACGCCUAAUAAUUAUCUUCAGCAUUUCAUAUACUUCCAGCAUUUACCGUUUAUGGCUUGUGAUAUAUCAUGAGAUUUUAUUCUGAUUUAUUUAAUUAUUUGUGAUAUCAUGAGAUUUAACUAUUCAACCAUUACACACACAGUUUGUGACUUGACAGUUAAAUUUCUAGUAAUAGCCAUCAUCAUGUCACCAUGGUUGGACAAAUUUCUUUAUUCUGUUCAGAUUUUACAAAGAUAUUCUUGAGCUAACUAUCCGUUAGAAGAAGCAUCUGCGGUAGAACAGAAUCACUUGGUCCAUACAUCAUACAUAAUUUAACUGGAUAGAUCCUUUUAGCCAAUGCUGGUCAAAUAUGUAAUACUGAACUGUUUUGUUGUGAAUGUGCUUGCCAAAGCUGGUCAAAUAUGUAAUACUGAACUGUUUUGUUGUGAAUGUGCUUAGAAACACUCAUCUGUUAAUGAAGCGCUAUAUAAAUCAAACAAUAAUAAUAAAUAACAAUGUAUUUGUAGUCUUUGUUUAUUGAAUUGUCUGAUGAAUGGGUUUUAUAAACUUGGAAGGGUUCAGUAAGGAGUGGUAUAAGGUGUUCAAGCUAGACUGCCAGAAACACUGCGAUUAUGUGGGCACUCGAUCAGGUCUGCUUCAACUGAGAGGACAGUUUUGGCUGUGAUUCUGAAACAUUCUAAAUUACUGGGAUUAUAAUGGUAUCCCCUGGGUAAUGCAGUAUCACUAGGGUCUCUCAGUAUCCCCAGGGUUUAACAGUAGGCCUUUUCCCAGGAUACAACAGUAUCCCCGGGGUUCAGCAGUGGGCCUAUUCCCAGGUUAGAGUAGUAUGAUUUAAUGUAUAUAUGUAUGAAUGAAAUAAAACAGUGAAUAUCAAGUUUUUAUGUAAAUGAAUGAUGAUAAUUUUUAAGGAUAAAAUUUUGUUCUAUCAUAAUUUUAAUCAAUAUACAGAUGUUAAAUGAUUUUAUUUUAAAAGAAAUUUAUUUUAGUACAGUAUACACUGUAAUACUAACUGUACUUAUUGUUCUAUUCUGUAUGUAUGUACUUUGAUAUGAAAAUAAUAUAUAUAUUUGAAAAAACUUGUCU
Patella vulgata (common limpet) is the source of this 2058-nucleotide messenger RNA. RefSeq names its product phytanoyl-CoA dioxygenase domain-containing protein 1. The transcript has 11 exons. The coding region runs from base 111 to 983 and encodes 290 amino acids. NCBI's taxonomy places the organism in Eukaryota, Metazoa, Mollusca, Gastropoda, Patellidae. The record is from RefSeq and is a predicted model, not a curated record.